UGUAUUCCCAGAAGAUAAGUUCUCUCUCUCACUACAUCCGCACGCAAUAUUCAUUGAUUUUCCCAUAAAUAAUCUGUCUCUCCCUCUACUGGAUUUUAAGCCUUUUACUGAAUCUUGAAUAUGGACUCCUGCUACUGGUGGGCAUCCGUACGUGAACUGGAUUUUCCAGAACCAGAGGUUGGUAAUGACACCUCAUCAACAACAACUAUUGAAGUGGGAUUCAAUUUUCAAAUCAUUAAACACUUGGUAAAUCAUCGAGGCAAUCUUUAUGUGGAAGCUCAAGGACUAGAGCUAUUGUUGAUAAAAACAAAACUCGUUCACGUCGAUUUUGCGGCUGCCGAUGAUGAGUUAAAACAACUUCUGCUGUCAGAACUCGCAAUUUAUAGCAUAAGAAAUCAAAACUUUAAAGAACAAAUCGUCGAUGAGUUAAUUUACUAUGCGCGAACCAGAGAUACCAGGGUCCGGGAGAUGAUCUUGGAGCUUCAUUUAAAAAAGUUAUAUUGUAAUGAUGGAGAUGGAAGUUCUUUACAGUUGAUGAAAUUUGAUCCAGUAAGUAUGGAUACAAUCUUAUGGCCGUCAGAGAAGAUAGUCCCGUACAAGAAUGACAAUGACGAGGUCGAGACUUGUACGGUUUGUUUAGAAGAGAUUUCGGCAGGGUCGUUGGUCUCAACACUGACGUGUUCUCAUGUUUUCCACAGCAGUUGCAUUUUCGAAUGGCUAAACAGAAGCGAAAAUUGUCCUAUUUGCCGUUUUGAGUUGAUUGUGCACCCAGUAAGGUUGUCUGUUUUGAGUCUGGUAAAUAAUGUUUAGUAGGUAUCUUUCAUGUGAGAGAAUGACAUAAAUUUUGGUUUUUACUGCCUAAUGAUGUUAUAUAAGAGUAGCGUACCAUGCUUUGUUUUUUCUUUCUUGUUGUUCCUUAAUUUCUUCAUAAGGUGUUCUUGAUGCACAAUU
This is a messenger RNA of Olea europaea var. sylvestris, 951 nucleotides long. RefSeq lists its product as uncharacterized. NCBI's taxonomy places the organism in Eukaryota, Viridiplantae, Streptophyta, Magnoliopsida, Lamiales, Oleaceae. The record is from RefSeq and is a predicted model, not a curated record. The transcript has a single exon. Bases 121 to 810 code for a protein of 229 amino acids.